This is a messenger RNA of Leguminivora glycinivorella, 2660 nucleotides long. It is a transcript of the gene snky, whose product is annotated as protein sneaky. The record is from RefSeq and is a predicted model, not a curated record. Lineage: Eukaryota; Metazoa; Arthropoda; Insecta; Lepidoptera; Tortricidae. The coding region runs from base 414 to 2456 and encodes 680 amino acids. Gene Ontology annotation, cellular component: membrane. The transcript is spliced from 14 exons.
GAUACAGGCACAAGAUUCAUGUAUUUUAGGCUGUGCGGAUACAAGUAGCGAGUAUUCCAACCUUGCUUAUUACAUUUUUAUUGUCUAAAACCAUGUUUUAGUUUUCUACAAAUAUUAGCGCGAAACCAGUACACGCUGUCCCCAUUAUAUAUGACGUCCGCACUUUAUUGCCAUAUGAAAGCGGUUUGUAGCGACACUCCUUCAGGGUCAAAUAAAAUUAGUAUCUUAGUAGUUUGUGAAUAAAAUUUUGUCAAAAAUAUUGGCGUUGGCGAUCCAUUGACGUAAGACUGACAUUUUAGUAAUCCGCGCUUUCUUAGGGGUUUUCUUUGAUCAAAUAAGUGUUAUGAUAUGAACCGUAGUGUUUUAUUACAAUUCAAAUAUUUUCUAUUUAAGCAUAGAAUUAAGCUUUGAAUAUGACAUUCAAAGGAUUUGUAACCAAGUGCUCGAGGGCCUGUGUAGCUUUCUUCGGGGGUUUCAUGUUGGGGCAGCUGUACUACAACUUUAUGCUGAAAGACUUGAUGUCUUACGAGAUGGGACGAGUGGUAUCUAUAGUUCUAAGCGUAUCCAUUGGCUUAUUAAAUGUAGCUGCGAUUCAAAUACGAUGUAUUUCGCUCCUGACUAUCCCUAUGUACCUCGGCAAGGACGGCCGCCGCGUGCUGAAGGGACUGAUACUGACUUAUGUUGUUGCUGGGCCCAUAAUGAACAUGAGCUUGAACGCUCGCGAGGUGGUGAGGGUGUUCGCGUGUAGCAACGAAUUGACACACAACCUCUCCGGUGUGCGCGACGCUCUGAUCGCGCGUCCGUUGCAGCAAACAGUAGAGGGGAUGGAAGACGAGAUCAGAGAGGCUGCGGAGAUUAUGAAUAGCUUCCAAGAAGUGACUGCGCCAAUAGAGAGCGAGAUAGAACUAGCCGACGAGCUACCACAAAGUGCUGACCUGACGCGCACAGCCGACGAUCUAAUCCAAGGAAUCCGCUCCAACCACAUCGAGGGCAAAUACCAAAUUUUACUAACAGACCAACCAACCGAGGUGUACCAGAAGGAAUAUAUGAAGAAAACGGAAUACCGCUGCAACAAUGUGUUGUCGGCCGCUGUGGUGCGCAACGACUGGCAGAUGUUCCAGACGUGGCAGGCGUGCUCGGACGAGCUGCCGUGGCACGUCGCGGCCGUGUUCUGCGCGCCGCUGAUGACGCGGGAGGCACGUGACGUUCCCGGCGCGCUGGGGACUGGCGUUUGUGACAGUAGAAUGCAGAUAUCUUCAGGGUUGGGUGUGGGUUACGCAGCCCUUAAAGAAGCAAAGGCCGAAUUAAUGAAAGGCCCCGACGAAAUUGCCAUAACAUACCAAGAACCAAAUGAAUACGACGGUUAUGCCGGUGUCCAGGCUGCAAAAGAAACCGGAGACAGAGUAAAACAAGCCUUCGAAGAAAAGUUCUCAGUGAUCCAGCACGCUCUCACCGUAGUAAACGUGUGCCAAGCCAUACUCUUCCUGCGCAUAGCUGCAGCAGGACAGGCUUACCACGAUCUGUUCCUCACGAACAUCGACUUUGAUAACGUGUACAUCACUGAUUUGUUUAAAAAGAUCGAAAGGCGAAGACUCAUGAAGAAUCAGUACACGCUCUUGCCUUUGAAAAAGAUGGAGCGCAGCCGCUACAUAGAUAUAUACUCCUUGGCCUAUUCUACAGCAGACCGCCAUCGUUUGCUGGCGCAGAUGCUCAAAGUAUUGCUAGAGGUGGUGACGGCUACAACAUUUGUGAUGUUGGACCGGCUGUUCUACGAAGCGUUGGAUGUGGUGAGCCAGCACGCUAGAGUGGAAAGCGAGUCUGGCACCAGGGAUUUGGAGAUUGAGGUAGAAGGUACAGGAAUCGUAGCCAACACAAUCCGCGCAAUGAUCUCCCAUCUCCGUGAGAAUCACGUGCAGGGCUCAGCUACCAACACGUGCUUGCCUCACCCCCGCAUAAUGCCAGCCAUCUUCUACUUGAGGAUUUAUGGAGGAUAUGUCUGGGUGCUGCUGCUGCUCUGCAUUAAUCCUUACACAUCGCGAUUGAGAAGGUUGAUCUGCAGCUACUUCUACCCACGGCGAGAAAAACAGCGUGUCUUGCAUCUAUACAAUGACAUUCUGAAGAAGCGUGUUAAAUUGGACGCCACUCUUCGAAGAAAGGCUGUCCAGUCAGUCCGUGCCCACUACCUCUCCGGCGAGAGUAUCUUGCUCCGCUUCCCGAAUAUUUUGGGCUGGCUGCGGAUGUUACCAGCGGCCAGGAUGGCCUGCCUGAUCUGCGGGGAGAUAGAACCCAGGAAUGCCAAAAGCGGGUGGAAGUCCUGUGACAUGCCGAAGUGUCCGUUCCUGUACUGUGCGGAGUGCUGGCUCGAGGUCCGCGGGCGCUGCCUAGCGUGUGAUCCUAAUCUCGCCGAACUGAGUGACCAGGACUCGCUCAGCGAUGAUGAGUUACCCGUAUUCUGAGGGAUUGAUGGAAGUAUGUAUACCGUCACAAAGAGUUGACGGCUUCUUAGCCAGGAUUUGCUCAAAUAACUGCCUGUAUUGAUCGUUAAUGGUCUUCUAGAAGAUUUUUUACGUAUUGAGUUUCAGUAGCUUUAGAUAGAGGUACCUUACGUUUAUUUCUCUGUAAUUCUACUGUUUUACAUUAAGUAUUAAAAUACAUGUACA